Erigeron canadensis is the source of this 1468-nucleotide messenger RNA. Its product is annotated as RNA pseudouridine synthase 1. The transcript has 3 exons. Gene Ontology annotation, biological process: pseudouridine synthesis. Lineage: Eukaryota; Viridiplantae; Streptophyta; Magnoliopsida; Asterales; Asteraceae. Bases 81 to 1046 code for a protein of 321 amino acids. Gene Ontology annotation, molecular function: pseudouridine synthase activity; RNA binding. The record is from RefSeq and is a predicted model, not a curated record.
UACCCUUUCACUCACCUCUCCUCUCAAUCCGCCACCAUAUUCCUUUCAUCUCCCACACCUUCAUCCUCCGAUCUCCAUUCAUGGCAUCCCAUAAAACCCAAUUCGAUAAUAAUAAUAACAAUAAUAAUAAUGAAGACCCAAAAUCUUUACAAAAUUACCCAGUUCCAUUAUCACCACCAUUGCCACUUAUAUCUAAAGAUAUAGAGCUCAAGAGAGCCAUGUCAGCUUCUUCUAAAUCAAGUCUUUUUUCUUUAAGUCAAAGUGAUGUGCUUUUUGAAGAUGAAUGGCUUAUUGCUUUGAAUAAACCUCAGGGUGUUUAUUGUGAGACUGUUUUGGCUUCUGUGCCGAGUCUACUCAGUGAUUCUGUUUUUGACUCAGUUGAACUUGGUACCCAGUCAAAGAAGACGGAGUUACAUCUUGCAAAUAGACUUGAUCGUGAUACAAGUGGUGUAAUAUUAAUAACCAAGUUGCAUAAAGUGGCUGCAAAGCUUGUUAAGGCUUUCACGGAUCACAAAGUGAGAAAGACAUACAUUGCUCUUUGUGUUGGCCACGCUCCAAAAUGGAAAAAGAUUACUGUUAAAUCAGGCCAUGGUCGAUCAAAGUUUGGUGCUUGGCGUGUGUAUGCAACAAAUGAUGUUGGUAGGAUGUUACCAGGUGGAUCUUCUAUUAAACACAUGGAAACUUUAUUUGAAGUACUAUCAAUAAACGGUGCAGAAUGUAGUAAAGAGUUGAGUGAAUUAGAUGUGGUUGUUGAAGAUAAAUCUUCAAUUGAAGGUGAUGGAAAUAAGGAUGAGGUUUUGGUGAGGGCGUUUCCUAGAAGUGGAAGGACACAUCAAAUUCGGUUGCAUUGUCAAUAUCUUGGAAUUCCUGUAAGGGGAGAUGUGAAGUAUGAAGGUGUUUAUGAAUGGAAUGGGAGAGUUUAUGAUGGUCAUGAACUUCAUGCCGAAAGUUUGUCUUUUGACCAUCCUGUGACAGGUUUUCCUAUUGUCGUUCAUGCCCCUUUGCCUUUAUGGGCUCGUGAAGUGAUGCAAUCGUCUUCUGAGUGAGCAGGGAAUUUUUUUUUUUGAAUGUGGCUUUAAGGCUUUUCAUUACCAUUCAUUGGCAAUACAAUAAGAUUGACUUUGAGACAUGUUCCUCUUUCCUUGUACAUAAAGGAAAAGCAUUUACCAGAGAAUGCUGGUACCUUUUUGAUUCUUUAAACAUGAGGACAGGAACCAAAGUCGUUCUAAACAAGUUUGUUGACUUUAUAAUUUGACCCAAACUAGAGUUGCAAUUACACAAGAAGAUAAAGGGACACAUUUUAGAUUCGUAGCAAAGCUUCUAUCUGUUCAGUUCGAUGGGAUGUGAAAUUUUUCAUCCUUGUAUUGUAAGUAUGUAGUUCAUUUCCGUUUUGUUAUUGGGCUAUAAAGUAUAAACAGUUGCAGUGUGAAAUUUGAUCAAUAUAUAUCUAAUGAUCCUUAAAAACCUA